AUGGAGGGGUCAUUGGACUCUGAUGUGAAGAUGGUUCCGGCCGGAGAGGGAUCGAGCGGUGGAUGUCCUUCAAUCAAAAAGACCAACAAGCGAUUUGAGCUGAAGAAGUGGAACGGAGUAUGUAUGUGGGUGUGGGAUAUUGUGGUGGAGAACUGCGCCAUCUGCAGGAACCAUAUAAUGGACAAGUGCAUAGAAUGCCAAGCCAAUAUGGAAAGCGCGACGAGCGAAGAGUGCACGGUGGCUUGGGGAACUUGCAACCAUGCCUUCCACUUCCACUGUAUUAGCCGAUGGCUCAAGGCUCGUCAGGUUUGUCCCUUAGAUAACAGCGACUGGGAGUUUCACAAGUAUGGGACUUGA
This is a messenger RNA of Argentina anserina (silverweed cinquefoil), 357 nucleotides long. RefSeq names its product RING-box protein 1a-like. Lineage: Eukaryota; Viridiplantae; Streptophyta; Magnoliopsida; Rosales; Rosaceae. Gene Ontology annotation, biological process: ubiquitin-dependent protein catabolic process; protein ubiquitination. The coding region runs from base 1 to 357 and encodes 118 amino acids. Gene Ontology annotation, molecular function: cullin family protein binding; ubiquitin protein ligase activity; zinc ion binding. The record is from RefSeq and is a predicted model, not a curated record. The transcript has a single exon. Gene Ontology annotation, cellular component: cullin-RING ubiquitin ligase complex; nucleus.